Paramuricea clavata is the source of this 8603-nucleotide messenger RNA. The record is from the annotation of a GenBank genome assembly. Lineage: Eukaryota; Metazoa; Cnidaria; Anthozoa; Malacalcyonacea; Plexauridae.
AGGAAGAGUCGCGUCAUGCCCAGACUAUGCAAGAUCUUCGUCAACGUCGCGAUAUUUGCCUUUCACAAGCAGUAAGUGCUUGCAAUCGUCGUACAUUUUAUAACGUAUAGCUCAGUGUUUAUAACCAACAUACCUGAAGUUAAGAGAUUUUUCUUGACAUAACACCCUAUAAAUAGUACAGUAUAAUACAUAUAGUAAUAGUACACAUGCGAACAUGUUUAGUUUUUUGGUAUUGUCCAUGCACCUUUGACGCCCAUAUUUAUACGCGGGUACAUGUUUCACACACAGGGAGGGGGCAUUGCUUUCCCCCAGACCCCGUAAAGCCUAUCGAUGUGCAUAGCCAUAUAGUUAUCCUUUCUGGUAUUGGUAAGAUAUAUACCAUUGUAGUUAUGUUAAAAUUAAUUGGUUAAUUUUAAAUAGCCCAUAGAUUGGUUGUCUACAGUUGGUUGUAUAUACAGUUAAAGUACAGCCAUGCAGAGUUGCGAAAGUAUUCAACCUCCUUCCGAGUAAAAUAUCAGGUUUUCAAACCUUCCUCAAAAUUAUGUGGAUCAUGGCUUUUUCAAUUUGCCCAAUAUAUAAAUUUUUUCAUUCAAAAUCGGCCUCUUCUGACUAUAGUAUGUAUUGUGCUCGCAUACCGACAAUCACUACAGGCUGGCCACUGCUAGCGAAUAUAUAUGUUACAAUUGCUACAGAAACACGGUCGCCAGAAAGUAGAAUGUUACACAUUAAACUUCCUCACUGGCCUCAUGUAUAGUAAACCUUCCUCACGCGAAACAGCAGCUUUUGUGUAACCCUGAUGCCAUGCACCGUAUUUUAAUUAAUGCAAUUAAUUAAAUAACUAUUUAAGCGAAUUUGUUCGCGCGAAACGAAGCGAAAAACACUUCUUGGCAAUGCGAUUGGUCAACGAAAAAAUUCGCCGCGAAAAAGUUGGAUGAGUUCCUACUUUAAGCCCAGUGGAAGAUGGGCUUAAUAUAACAUUUAUUCUGAUUUGUUUCAAGGUAACAGCACUCAUUUGUGGAUUUGAAGCUAAAGUUUACACAUCGUUGUUGAACGAAAGUUUUAUGAAACAACUUUGUCAAAUUGGUGUCUUAGCAGAAUUUGAAUGUCUCCUUAGUACUUACGGUAAGUUUAACUAGAGUAUCAAAUUCUUUCAAGAGACUUUGUGGGAGUGUAUUUUAAAGAGAUUACGUAAUAUGUGUAUACUGCAUUGACGUGUAUUUGCAAUUACUGCACAUUUCGUGGAAUGAAUUGAAAUUCCAAAUCUAAGAUACUGCAUGUCAGCAAUUUAUAAUAUCCUCGCCAUCACAAUAAUUAUAUGAAACCUUGAGAGCGCACUGAAUCUCAUUGUAUUUGUAUACGAUGCAUUAUCGCGCAGCAGAUGGCGUUCAAAUGGCUGUAGUAUAUCAUAGUGAUAGUAUAUCAAUAACGAAUUUUUUCAUUCAUGCAAUGGAUGUUAUUAAAUUAUUUAUCAAAUGAAAUACGUGAUGUUCAAAAUGAAGAAAACGUUCCAACUUGCAAGUCCCAAAAAUUGUUUAAUGAAGGAAUAAUAUUGCCUGAAAUCAACAUUAUCCGUAACUGAUUUGUAAAAAAAUAAUAUAUUUUUACACCCGCCAUUUUGCUUCGCACAAGCUAUGGAUUUGCAUAAAUUCUAUCGGCCUCGUUAUAGAAUCAUGCAAGCAUUAAAUAGCGGCGACCGCGAUAAGAUUAGCAUUUUGAGUUACUGUAUUUAAUGAAAACCAAACGUAUGGAAAAACGUGUAGAACCAAAAUCCAUGGCUGAACCGCAUGUAAUGGAACUUUUCAUAGCUUGAUCAUGAAAAUGUUUUUUUCAAUGUCGCGUGGUCAUAAUCAUCCAAUUAAUUGACGAGAGUUUAAUGAGAUAUCAUAUAAUACACCCUUUCGAUAAUUAAGUUACACAUACUUUUUGGUCUUCAACUUGGAGCCUCGCUCUCGUUAGUAAAUUACGCAAAGUGAUUGGCUCACGAUUCAUGAGAGCGAGGCUCCCAGGCCAAAUGACGUAAUUAUCGAAAGAUGCAUUAAAACCUCUAUUGUUAUAUUUUAUUUAUUUUACAAGUUUGCCAUUGCAAUAGAUCUAUAGACUACUAUAGUUACAAGUGACUGGAACAAACAAACGAACGAACAAACAAACAAACAAACAAACAAACAAACAAACAAACAAACAAACAAACAAACAAACAAACAAACAAACAAACAAACAAACAAACAAACAAACAAACAAACAAACAAACAAAAACUAAAUUUAAUGCAACAUGUUCGAUUUGAUAAGUUCAUUAGUGGGUGAGUGGUGUGACAUUUAAUACAAACAUUUAUAUUCCUUAUUAUCCAUGUUAAUCAUGUCACUCUUGCAGGUGAUGAAAUGGGAAUGUUAGAAGACAUGUCCAUUGCAAUACGUGAUCUUUCAGCUGUCAAGUUUAAGGUUUGUUUAGCUGAUUAUGGAACAAUGUGUAAAUUAGCCUGCAAAGCAGGCAUAAAAUACAAGAAAAAAGACAAAAAUCAGAAUUUUAGAUUUAUCAUAAAUGUUGAGAUUUUAGAGUAGCAUUGAAUAUCUUUACUUUAAAUGAAUAAAUACUAUAACUAUAUGUGUGAAGAUCUUUUCCUGCAAUUUAUAAUUAUUUAUACAAUUUUAAUUUACAAGGUUUGUGUAUUCUUUUUCAGUUUGCGUGUUCUGAUAGCGACUCUAUUCCUUAUGUUACUGGAACAAGGUAUUCACAAUUUGUAUAUAUUACACUACAGAAAAUUUUACUUGAGUGUAUAUAAUUUCACCUGUGUAUGUUUUUCCGUAGCACUGACAAGGUGGAUCAAACAAUAUUUUAUCAUAUAAUAUCACAUGUAAUUUUAUUUUAAGGACAAACAUUCAAGUUACCAUUCUCCUCGAAACAGAGUAUUUCUGUUAUUUACCCAAAGAAUUGCAAGAAGGAAAAUUAAUUCAAGUUUCAUCAGUUCUCUUUACUCAAGGAAUCAAUGAACAUGCGACUUUGGCUGAAAGGUAAACGAGUGCACUUCCUACGCCACUUCCACAAUGGAACCAAGUUUAAAUAUUCCUUAAUGUGCAUCACUGACAAUAAGCUUUUAAAGCAUGCAGGGCAUAGUCUACCAAGAUUUUAUGAUGAUCUGGAAACAAAACAGAAGUCAUUGUGUGUUUGUCUGAGUUUAUGUUAAUUUUUGUACAGUCACAGUAAUUGAGCUCAUUGUAUUUUCAUAUAUAUUGAAGUAAUCCUUCAGUAAGGAUUUGUGCACGGGGCGGUCCAGUUCAACAUCUAACAAAGGUCUUAUAUCUUGUGAUUUCGAAGCUUCCAGACAAUGAUAUCUUGACAGACUAUGUGCAGGGGAGCCAUUUAUAGGUGUGUAUGGCAUGCAUGGAUAUGCAGUAGAGUGUGCUUAUGUGUAUGGGUGGCACUUCAUGCAUAUACAACUCACCAUGCACGCAUAUACAACUCGUCAAACUUUCGAAUAAUCCAUUGAACAACGGUUAAACAGCAACCUGUAAUUGGCACAUUGCAUUUUAACCCCUAUUGAGGACAUCCAUUUGUUGGCCCCUCCCUUUGAAUUUCGCAGAUUUGUAUUGAAUUUUUAGCCUCCCCUGUGGAAUUUCCACAACUUUUUUUAACUUCUACUGACCCAUCCCAUAAAAUUCCUUGACAAUUUCUGACCUAUUCAAUUUGUGACCUAUUCUAUUUUAUUAAUUUCUCGAUUAGUUGCUAUCCCUUGGAAAAUUCCUUGCUGAUUUUUUACCUAUCCUCUGGAAUUUCUUUUCCAUUGUUGAUCAUUCCAUGGAAACUCCAUAAGUUUUAGUCACUUUUUAUACCUACACUGUGGAAUUUCCACAGAUUUGCCUUUAAAAUGGGCCCUCUCAUGGAAAUUCCUUCAUUUUUUGUUCACUUUUUUUGGGGGGGCUAUUGGAAAUAACGAUGUCCUCCAUGAGGAGAUGGUUGGUUUAAAAAUGCAAUGUGCCAGCCAAUAAGACACAUUUGAGUUUUACGAAUGCAGCCUCCAAGUGCUCUCGGUUCGUUGCCAACAACUAAUGUCUCACGCACAAAUAAAAGCUCAGUGCUUAACAUGUCUUGGACUACCAUAUAAUUUUUUUAAUUUUUUAACUACUGGAUGAUUGUGAACACUGGGUAUAGUUAUGAGCUCAUUUAGUAUAUGCAUACGAGCUGGAGUGUUCCAACCCGUGUACCUUCUGACUCAACAUACGAACAUUACUUUAAAAUCCCUUGUCAACUUUACCAUCGGACCUGGCUCUAAUUGAUAGCUGAAUAACUGUGUAACAAAGCUGUGGCCACCAUUUUUCGAUCAUGAAAGCAUAGUAGGAUAUAGGUUGAGUAUAUAAUUGCAUGACAUUUAAGGCAAAAAAGUUCAAACAGCUAAGAUUUCCAGAAACAAAAGGAGGUCAUAUGGUGGGCCUGGUGACGGCCCAAAUCCCCACCACCACCACCACUGUUUACACUAUGUAUAUUUUUUAAGGUUUGGAGAUACAUCACUACAAGAGGCGAUCAAUGAUGAACAUUUCAGUUACAUUAAUUUAUAUUACGAGAAGUUCCGGGAACAUUUUCCUGAAGAAGGUCUGUGUUCAAUCAUUAAUACCAUUAAAUGCAGAGCUCAAUAAUACUUUUCCUAGAUGUUGGUCUUACUGUAUGCAUACAGGGGUACAACUUUCAACGUCUGCCAUGUGGGCGAGAUUUUUUAAAUUUGCCUUAAAAGUCGAAGAAAUAUUGCAGUAAAACUACUUUGAUAUGCAUCUGUAAUACGCUUGAUGUGCAAUUGUCCAUUGGUCCAAUUUAUGUGACGAGGUAGUCUUUGCUCGUGGUAGUCUUUCCUUAUAGUUAUCCAGUCGGAUAUAACUUUUGACUGGCCAACCGAAAAACCAAUCGAGUGGAAAAAUUAUCGGUAUAUACUGUAUAAUGUAUCUUUCUAUCCAUUCUAGCAAACGCUGUAAACCCCAGAGAACCUGCUCUAUAUGUUCUAAUGGAACAUCUUAAAACAAGCAUCGCCACCAAGAAAAGCAAGAAUGUCGAAAUCUUAUUUCUUGCACAAGAGGUGGGUAAAAUGUGGAAUACAAAUUAAAUUAUAUAAUAACUCCAGUGAAACACGCAAUCUGAUUGGUCAAUACCCGUGCAGGGUGUGUCAGUCCUGCAAGGAAAAUUGAGAUGCCUUCCGCGGAGUUUUCAAAAUGUCGGACAAAGAAAAUAUUUAAAUGCGUGAAAUAAACAAUAACAGUAUAUUAAACGAGCGGCAAGUUCACCAAAACAGUGAACAAAGGUUUACAAUAAGAACUGUAGAGAGUGGAUUAACUUGACCAUUGUUUCACUAGCAUGUAGUUAUUUUAUAAAACAAUUACCGAAUGGGUUUUUUCGUGCAUAUUUUUGCUAUUAUAGAAUAUAGCAAAAAUAGCUCAUUUUCAAACCACGAUAACUCUUCAGUUUUAUGGAGUAGAUUCAUGUUUUAAAGUAUCAUUAUAAAGAGUAAACACUCCUGAAUUCACUCAUAUGAUUUUAUUUUAGUUUCCUUGGAAAAAAGUACAAUUUACUCGCGAAUAAUUCAAUGCCUCUUUCAAGGUCAUGUUCAUUGACCCAAAACAUGCAUAAAUACAAUGGGGAUUUAACAUAAGUAAAAUGCGAUAUAUAUGCAAAUGCAAAAGUUAUCAAAACAUACCUUUGAGAAAACGAGAUCUUCACAGCAAAAAUCGCAAUAUAUUUCAACAGGUUUUAAUCGAACGGCGCGUUGAGAAUAAAUAUCUUGAAUAAUAAUGAGCCGCAUUGAUUUGCGCGUUGCAUUUCGGGAAGACCCUCAUUCCUCCUCUGGGAUGUGCUAUAAUCAUCCUUCCUUGCAGCUGAGAGCUAAGCUGAAUUACGAAGGACGCAGCUUAACCUGAUCGAGUCGAAGGCUUUCUAAGGGCGCCUCUGGCAGCCACCUUAUGACUCAUGUCUGAUCACGGAGCACAGCGACGAUGGAAGGGUCAGUUAGGGGGAUAAUCCCAACCCACCCUGUCAACAUUCCCCGUGGAAGGAAACUGGAGUACCCGGAGAAAACCCACGACUUUCGGUAGAACGUUGACUCACUCUUUUCACAUAAGUGUCAUGCAGGAGUCCGUAGCGAGAAUCGAACCCACGAUCUCAGAGGUGAAAGGCGCUUGCUCUGACGGUUGCGCCACCGAAGCCCCAAGGUUUCUCUGAUUGGUAACCUCCCCGACAUAACGUAGCGACGCAACGUAGCGAAAUGCGCGCUAUAGAGGAUAUUAGCAGCCGCCUGCAUGUAUUAACGAAACACCUACUAAGAACACCGCGGAAAACGUCUGCGCAUGCGUCAACCUUUAUAUGUGAACGUGGUGUCAAAAAUGUCAAGUAUUCCGAAGGUUGUCAAAAACUCAAAAUGGAAGCGACAAGGAGCGACUUCGAUGUUUUGCCUUUUCUGUGAAAAUGAAAACGGAAUAAUGAAUGUGACAACCUUAAAACUAGAAAUAAUUACAGUCCACAUGUGCAAGAAGAAGUAUUAUGCCAGAAAAUGAUCCAAAGGUGACUGUCGUCGAAAAACAUAUUAUUGUGUAAAACAUUCUUUAAUUAAACCAUACAAAGAUAUUUUUCGUAGGUUCAUAUGAUCCACAUUUUUGUCAUUAACUUUUUUUGCGUGGCAUGUAUAAUUUUUGCGUUGACUAUAUUUAUCGUGUACAAAAUGCUUAAACUAUUUCAUAGUUUUCGUAACUUUUGUGUCUUAAGUUCGGCAUUCAACAAUUUUUCAAGAAACUUUCACACGCCUCCAGGUCUAAAACUAGAAUUUUUAAUUUAAAUUCUGUUUCUUUUUAGAUUUUAAGUGUUAGAAAACUUUUUAUUAAUGUCUAAGCUACCCGUCUAGUGUAUUUUUUGUUUGUUUCAUUUGCCUUAAAUAAUUAAAUAGACUUGUUCUUGUUUACAAUUUCGCAUUUAAAUUCCUCGUCAUUUUUUCUAGUACACGCGUAUGCGCAGACGUUUUUCCGCGUUUUUGUGCUCCUUUAUAUGAAGAAAAAAAAAAUUGAGGUGUGUACAUAAGCUUUAGUUAUUUUAUCUCACUUUGAUUAGUUUGAUAUGCCACGUUUCUUUAGAUUUGUUGGGGAAUGAAUGGUAUUCGUUUUACCAGCUGUAAAAGUGCCAAAGAUAGAACUUCAAUGUCCGUCACUUUAGAACAAUGUUCAAUACUGAAACGUAAACAUAAUCUUCAGCCUGAAAUAUUUAAUCAAGCCAUAGAUGUCAUGCGAAGGUAAGUCAUUUCUUACUAUUGAGGUUGUGGCAUAACUAUACAUAAUACAUUUUUUUUGGAAGGGCUUCUUUCAUAAAUCCCAUCACACAUCGUUAGCCCGAUUUGAGGGUUUAAAUUCAUGUUAGAACGAGAAACAGUCAGUGGUAAUAGCAACUGAUGCAACUUUCGAAUUUUCCCGCUAACCAAUCACAUUGCGUAAAUUUGUUUUUCGCUUGGCUUCGCGCGAACAAAUUUGCUUAGUAGAAAGCGGGCUUAAUUUCCAUCUGCAUUACAAAUCAUCGUUGCAAAUCGUGCUGUGUAACAUCGCCCUUAGCUUCAUUCAAAGCUUUAGGUUCAGCAAUACCUGUAGUACAUUUAAUGUGAUACUUUUGUGAGUGAAGCAAUCUUAUACCAUGGGCAAGGCAACAUAUUAAAUGCACCUGAGCUACAUUUUCUUGAACAUUUCAGUGGAGGAACACGACGUGACAACUGUUUUAAAAACGCUGGUAUACGACGUUAUGCCUUCAAUUACUGGCAAGUUAUGGCGUUACCUCGUCUAUACCGACCUCCAGAUGGAACAUAUGGCAAGAAUAUACAAGCCUGAAGCGAAUAGUGUACAGUAAUAAUUAUUAAUAUGUAUUGUAUUCACUAUAUUCGUACCUUAAUUCUGAAUGGUCAGCAGCUUCAGCUAAAUAUGGAAAUCACGCAACCUAGAUAUAACACAGUUAUCCACUAGCAGAUCAGAUCUGAGUUAUGUGUAGAUUGAGCCCACGAAAUUUAAUUUUGUAGCAAGCAGCAGUUUUCAUACACAACAUGAAGAAACGGCGUUAAGUGAAUGUGAUUUGUACAAAAAGCAGACCUUUUUGACAUUUUAUCGGAACUCUAGUAGGUACAUAAGAUUUCUAAUAAUUAUUUUCAUGUUCUAAUUGAGAUAUUUUAAAUCGUUUUACUGCUUUUUGUUUGAGAACCAAACGUUAUUUUGUGCGAAAAUCAUUGUUUGUCGAAAACGUUAAUGAAAACGCAAUGUAUACAUAUACAAUACAACAGUUAUUGAAGUCUCAACUCAGCUCGACUGAUAACACUUUCCUCGAACUCUCGAUAUCACAGAAACCUCAUCCAAUAACUGUUUAAUAUAACAAAGGUAGGAAUUGAAUAACGGAGAGAAACGUGAAUAAUGAAAUAAUUAGAGCCUAGCUAAUACCAAGCUGUAAAAAAUACCAAAGCUGCAGAGUUGCAAAAAAGCUGCAGGUAUGCGGGUACCACCCGUGAAAAAGGUUUACCAUAUGUGAGGUCAGUGAGGAAGGUUUAAUAUAUACUGGGCCCACCUGAAUAAACGUCUGUUGGCAGGCUAGGUUUAAUAUGAAACACUCUACU